Molecule: messenger RNA, 7298 nt
Organism: Oryctolagus cuniculus (rabbit)
Lineage: Eukaryota; Metazoa; Chordata; Mammalia; Lagomorpha; Leporidae
Source: RefSeq, a predicted model, not a curated record
GGACAGGCAGAGUCAUAGACAGUGAGAGAGAGAGAGAGACAGAGAGAAAGAACCCGGCUCCCAUAUGGGAUGCCAGUGCCGCAGGCAGAGGAUUAGCCAAGUGAGCCACAGUGCCGGUCCACCACUGUAGGCAUCCUAUAGACAAGUCAAGGUCAGUCUUGGGGCUUGUGAAUUCCUAGGAUAAGAAAGUCACGUACUCCCAUCCUGAAGGAGGAGGAUGAUCAAGAACACUCUGUUAAAAUUGACUGUUACAGAGGCCGGCGCCGCGGCUCACUAGGCUAAUCCUCCGCCUUGCGGCGCCAGCACACCGGGUUCUAGUCCCGGUCGGGGCACCGGAUUCUGUCCCGGUUGCCCCUCUUCCAGGCCAGCUCUCUGCUGUGGCCCGGGAGGGCAGUGGAGGAUGGCCCAGGUGCUUGGGCCCUGCACCCCAUGGGAGACCAGGAAAAGCACCUGGCUCCUGAGUUUGGAUCGGUGCAGCGCCGGCCAUAGUGGCCAUUUGGGAGGUGAACCAAUGGAAGGAAGACCUUUCUCUCUCUCUCUGUCUCUCUCCCUCUCCCUCACCCUCUCCCUCUCCCUCUCUCCCUCUCACCUACUCUGCCUGUCAAAAACAAAAACAAAACAAAAUGGAUAAUGGAGCUGCUUAUAUUUCUGCCUCUCUUAAAGCUUUUUGUGCAACCUUUUCUACACCUCAUGUCGCUGGAAUUCCCUGUAACCCUCAGGGCCAAGGCAGUGUUGAACGUGCACGUAAAACUUUAAAGCAGUAUUUAAAUUAAAAAGGGCGAGUAUGGGGCUUCCACCCAUUUCCCUAAUAAAUGGCUUUCACACGCUUGAUUUAUUCUAAAUUUUCUUAUGUUGGACAGAGAUGGUCGUUCUGCAGCUGAUCGACACUGGCGUCCAUGGAUGAUGCGGUGUGAUGGCUGCCGGAGCGGAUGGUGCGACAGGUGGAUACCCUCCCAGCGACGCCCCCUGACGAUGCCCCUCGGGACGUUGCUAACGAUCGGGAUCUUCCUGAAGACCAAUGAGUCCUGUCAUUUAUCCACGCGCCAGGCCAGUGUUACUGUCUCUGUGGGCACUCCGGUGAUUUUGAACUGUUCUUGCGUAUACCCUAAUGGGAGUGGCAUGGCAGGAUUUGUUCAGUGGGUGCGUAAGAACCAAACUAUAUUUCUCCAGAAAAACAUAACCCAUUGGCAGUGGCGCAAUGUGUCCGACCAAUCAAAAAGAGAAAGUUUCGAUUUUAGUAUAGCCAAAUGGGCCAUGUUAUCAGAUGCGGGGGUGUAUUCUUGUCAGUUUUGGAAAAAGAACUCCCCUGAUGUCCUUAACGGAACUGUCAAUGUAACUUUGUCUGUUAAUGCUUCUUUUUCUACUGAAUUUGGCAAUUUUUGGCUGCACUUGGCCACAACAACUAAUACUACUUCUUUUUGUGUUAAUACAGCUGAUUCUCCUUCCCAUCUUCUUGCCAAUAAUCUUAUAGGAAUACGCUCUUCUAGGGAGGAGUUUACUAGUAUAACAGGCCUCAGUAUAACUUCCCUUGAAAUAGAUAAUGUUACUUGUUUAUUAUUUACCGUGCCAUGGCAGCUCAACCAAACUAGCUACAGGGAAUUUCAUCCACUGAAUGGGACGCGGGCUCCUAAGAGGUGGGUUUUUUUAUGCAGCCAAUACGCCUUUACGUCGUUAGCCCCGACGAUUUCCGCAACUGCUCACUGGGCCGUGUGGCCCCGACGCUGGCCUCUGUAUUUCCAAAGACACGACGGCGACGUUCACCGCCUGAGAACUGUGAUGACACUGUCCUCCUAAGCGGAGAAGACACUGUCUUUUCCAUGGCUGUGUCGCUGGUGGGAGUUCCUGGAUUGGCUUAUGGGAUUACCCGUGGAAUGCGAAAGCUUGCAUGUUUAGUAACCGAGACAGUGAAUCUUACCGCUGCUCAUUGUCCAAUGUAGCCGAAGAACCGGAUCAAGUCCGCUCAGGGGUGCUUUUACCAAUUAUUUACUGUUGGGAGAUCACAUAAGCUGUGACGCUGUGCCUGGGGGUGUUGUUCUAACAUGACUAACAAUGUGCCAUUUGUAGAGUCUGUCAUUGAUAAAUAUCUGUUGCAUUUCACUCUUAAGUUUAUUAGUAACCCCCUAUCACUUGGAGGGUUCCAGUGGAUUCAUUGGUUAUUAACGUUGGCUGGACGGCUACUGCUUUUCCUACUUUGUAUGGGAUGUUUUCUGUGUGUUUUACAACUUACGUUAACUUUGCUACGGUCUGUAUGGACUGAGAUCCAUCAUUUAAAACUUGGCAGCAAACCUCCUUUAUAAUCAAAAUAAUUGAUAUUUGGCCGUAUAUUUCAUCCAUCCUCGACUCUUGCCUAAUGUCAAGCUGGAAUGGUCCUCAGAGACGGGUAAGACACUUGGCAUCCCGUACCACCCUAAGACAGGGCUCUAGGCCAGGUUGCCAGUUACCAAUGAUGGGUAAGGACGGAGAUGACUGAGGGCAACCUAAGACAGAGGCCACUCCCAAUUAAAUAAAAGGGGGAGAUGUAGGCAGCCUAUGAACAAGUCAAGGUCAGUCUUGGCUUGUGGAAUUCCUGGGAUAAGAAAGUCACGUACUCCCAUCCUGAAGGAGGAGGAUGAUCAAGAACACUCUGUUAAAAUUGUUGCCGGCGCCGCAGCUCACUAGGCUAAUCCUCCACCUGCGGCGCCGGCACACCGGGUUCUAGUCCCGGUCGGGGCGCCGGAUUCUGUCCUGGUUGCUCCUCUUCCAGGCCAGCUCUCUGCUGUGGCCAGGGAGUGCAGUGGAGGAUGGCCCAAGUGCUUGGGCCCUGCACCCCAUGGGAGACCAGGAGAAGCACCUGGCUCCUGCCAUCGGAUCAGCGCAGUGUGCUGGCUGCAGCGGCCAUUGGAGGGUGAACCAAUAGCAAAGGAAGACCUUUCUCUCUGUCUCUCUCUCUCUCUCACUGUCCACUCUGCCUGUCAAAAAAUUAAAUUUUAAAAAAAAUUGACUGUUAUAGAAAGCCCGAUAAGUUGCUUGCAUGUGUUACCUUCUGUGCUUCCUUGAGCUGCAGCUGGUUAGGAAUAAAUCCCGCUGAGAAUAAACGAGCCUGGGUCAGUUCAUUGUCUUGGCUCCAUCCUCAUGUCUUUGUCCCUCUUCAUUCCCACGCCCCCCUUCAGGUUCUGUUUGACUGAUGUGGCUGGCCCGCACACACCACUUCCACUUUGACCUGACGUGGCGUGGACAAAGAGUGGUGCUCCAGUCUGUCCAUUCACCCUCUCUCCCCGUGACUCCCUCUUCAGCUUCGGGUGGUCUUGUAGUUCCUGUCCUUACGUGCUGCGGUACCGAAGCCCUCAGGCAGCAGGCAAGAAAACAUAAGCCCUCCUUGCAGUCUCUGGCUACUCACACGCAUGCUCCCCUGGCUUGUCACUCGUCACUCUCGCCUCCUGUGCCCAUGCCAGGCCUCGUCACGUGAACACCCUCUGACGUCAGAACGCGGUUCGUCUUGCAGGAACGUGACUGCCCAUGAUGCUUAACCUUGACGCCGGGACGUGGGAUGUGGCUGCCGUCCCACACUGCUCCCCGCGCUCCGUCAGACGGGAGCGGCGGUGGUUCGGCUCCUGCCCCAGCAUCUUCAGUGGACGCUUGCUCACUGCUGGAAUGAAUGGAGAUCCAGCGGCGAGAUCUUCCCUGCUGUGUUCUCCCCCUCUCCCACAGAGUGCAGAACAAAGUUGGAAGUAUGCUAAGCGUCUUCUGCAGCCCCACGUCGGGGAAACUGGACCCUCGAAGGCGGUGAGGUCCGUUUCUUCCCAACCUCCGCUGUGGCGCUCGGUGCCGCAGACGCCACGUCCGCCAGGGCUGUGCUGCUGCAGGGGUCGCCGUCGUUCGCGGACGUGGCCGUGAGCUUCACCCGACAAGAGUGGCAGCAGCUGGCGCCCACGCAGAGGCCCCUGUACCCCGACGUGAGGCUGGAGCACCUCAGCCACCCGGUCUCCCUGGGUGAGCUUGGCUCCCGCCUCUCCCCUCGUGCCCGAGCUGCCGCCCCCUGGAGGGCACUUGGCCCGCAGCGUCGGUGGGUCCAGCCAACCACUGGUCACAAGUCCUGCAGAACCAAACAGUGUCUGUACUGACCAGGCUUGCUUUCCCGCCGUUAUUCCCUAAACAACCGAAGCUAACGACUGAUUGCAUGGCAGUUAUGUUGUUAGGCAUUGUAAGUAUUCUGGUAGAUCAUCUACGUGAAGUAUGUGGGGGUACAGAUACCUUAUGCAAGCGGAGCCCUGUUUUAAAUAAGGAGCGUGAGCAUCUGUGGAUUUGGUACCCAGGGUGGUAUGGGUCUUGGAACCACUUGCCCGCCGUGACGGAGGCGGCUGUUUGUGAAGUCGCCUCCAGAGCGAGGGACCUGGCUCCUGGCCGCCACGUCGGUGUUUCAUGGUACAGCCUACACCUCCGGCCACUCAGAAGGCUCGGCCGUAACCCUGUAACGUUCUCUGGGGACCAGGCCCGCUGUGAUCGGCCAGCUGGAGCAGGGCAGAGAGCUGUGGGUAGAGGAGGAGGACCUGCGCAGUCCUGCUGUCCAGGUAGGAGCGCUGCGGGGGGAGGGGCCACGAGUCACAGCCAGCAGAGCCUGGGGGGCGCUCUGGUUCCAGGAAACUACUCUUUUUGUAUGUUUACUCAUUCAUGCCUACGGAAGGCAGAGUGACAGAUUGAGGCGGGUACACAGAUCUCCCAUCCACUGGCUCACCCUCCAACGGCCACAGUGUCCUGGGGCUGAGCUAGGCUAAAGCCAGGAACUCCACUCUGGUCUCCUCUGUCAAAGGGGGCACCCAAGUCUUCAGGCCCUAACCUGCGGCCUUCCCAGUACGGUAGCAGGAAGCUGGAUCCGCAGGAGAGGAGGUGGGAUUUGAACGAGCACUCGGAUCAGGAAUGUACUGCAACAGCUGGGGCUACGCUGACCCGAAGCCAGGAGCUUCUUCCGGGUCUCCCAUGCAGAUGCAGGGGCCCAAGGACUUCGGUCAUCUUCUGCUAUCCCAGGCCACAGCAGAGAGCUGGAUCAGAAGAGGAGCAGCAGGGACUAGAACCGGCACCCCUGUGGGAUGUGGGCGCUUCAGGCCAGGGCUUUAAGCCGCUGUACCACAGUAGCUGCCCACCCCCCCCAGGAAAGGGUUUUAGAAGCCUUGGAUCGUGCAAUAUGCUGUGGACGUAGGGCCUGUGACCUUGAGACACGAGUUCAUCCUCAGAUUCUGCUCAGCCCCUCCGUGGGAUCUUUGUCUUGUGUUUUCUCUUGGGGUAGGAAAGGGGCUUUGCCGUGAGUGGGGUUCAUAGAUUUUAAUAUUUGACGGGUAGAGUUACAGACAUUGAGAGACAGACAGAAAGGUCUUCCUUCUGUUGGUUCACCCCCCAAAUGGCCGCUACAGCCAUCAGGAGUGGUCAGUACAGACACUGUUUGGUUCUGCAGGACUUCUGAUCAGUGGUUGGCUGGACGCACCGACGCUGCGGGCCAAGUGCACUUCAGGGGGCGGCAGCUCAGGCACGAGGGGAGAGGCUGGAGCCAAGCUCACCCAGGGAGACCGGUGCCGAUCAGGAGCCAGGUACUUCUCCUGGUCUCCCAUGGGGUGCAGGGCCCAAGCACCUGGGCCAUCCUCCACUGCCUUCCCGGGCCACAGCAGAGAGCUGGACUGGAAGAGGAGCAACCGGGACAGAAUCCAGCGCCCAUAUGGGAUGCUGGCGCCGCAGGAUAACCAAGUGAGCCACGGCGCCGGCUCUGUCUUGUUUACCUUACACGUCCACACUGUGAAAUGCGUCCACUUCCCUGGUACCGCUGGCCCCAGUGAGGCUGCAGCUGAGCGAUUCCCUGCCCACCCCGUCCGCGAGCGGCUGCACCAGCACCUGGGGUCCUUCGCCCUCCGCUCUGUCCUGUUUGCCCAUUUACCACCACGAACUCCUUAGCAUCAGAGCCACAUAACAUCCAGUGUCAGCAGAUAUCCCUAGUUUUAAUCUUUUUUUCCCAAAAAGUGUAGAAUUACUAUUUACAAUAGGCAGUUAGGCUUAAAACCUCGAAAUAAUCUUCCCUCCACACGUUGCUCAAACGUCGUGUGCUCUGACAGUGGGAAGGUGAACGCGUCUGUUUCCAGGAAGAUGCGUGGCAGGUUGACGCCCAGGCGGACAGACCACACCAAGACCAACUUCAGAGCAGGUGGCAGCCUGGACGAGGAACACCUGACCCCGCCAAGGCUCCAGGCGGGGGAGGGCCCUGGGGAGAAGCCCCCUCGGCACACAGCCCGCCCCUGCACUGCCCAGACAGCAGCCCGUCACGUACGGCUUGUGUGGGGAGAUUCUGAGAGCCACCGUGGAGCUCGGGCCUCACGCCUGCCUUGUAAGGAGGACAUCCUAGUGUGACGGCCAGGGGAACUUGUUUCUCUACCCUACGCUUGAGACAACAGAUUCUGGAGCGAACCCGCAUGACUGUAGCCGGUACAGGAAAGCCAUAAGUCACAAUGUGGCUCCUAAUGCCAGACCAGGAACCCCGAGCCCAGAGAAGCCCCACGCAGGUACGAAUGUGGGAAAACCUGCCAGGUAGAGGUCGCGUCCAUCACAGAGUCCACAGAGGACAGGGACAGUUGCAAGGAGACUGGUCUCGAACAACAAGGAAGUCACACACAUGGCAAAGCCCACGGGGACAGCAGCCACGGGCGAGCCAGCCUUCCCGUGCCCAGGCCAGUGCACCCUGGAGAGAAGCCUUAGCGGUGCUCAGAAUGCGAGAAAGGCUUCUCCCACACGUCCCGUCUCCUGGGCCAGAAGCCCUACGGCCGCACCGAGAGCCAGAAGGCCGCCUCCCGGCACUCCUGCAGGACCGCGUGGGCAAGGAGCCCAACGAGUGCUCCGCCUGCGCCAGGGCCUUCUCCCGGAAGGCGAACCUCGUCCGCCGCCACAGGGUCCACACCAGGGCGCAGCUCUACGGGUGGGUGGCAGAUGUCAGCGUGGAGAAAUCCUGGCACAUCUAAUCACGGAGACCCAUGGACGCACCCUGGGCAAGCACCCCAGAGACCCGCCGCACAGCGCCACCACCAGUUGAGUCAAUCAAGAAAGAGAAAAGUGAUGAGCCGUUGGAGUGACAUAUUUGUAUAGGAUACGCUCGACUAUACGGGGUGUCUGUGUUAAGUGUGCAUAUAAGCUUUUCGGUGGGACUUUAGGGUAAUAGUGUAGUAAGAUUCAGAAGUAAUUCAGUGUUACAGUCCUGAGUGUGCUAUGUAAAAAUAUUUUUGACAGGGAACUGAAGACAGUGUCUGUCAACUUUGUGCACUAAAGUAUACACUGCCAUCUUUUUUUUU